AUGGCCGAAGGAAUAUUCAGGUCUAUCGUCUCAAAGCCGCCUUAUCAGGCUUUGGUAUCUGUUGUGGAUAGCUGUGGAACUGGUGCAUAUCAUACAGGAAGCAGCCCUGACUCCAGGACUAUGUCAACGCUUGACUAUAAUGGUAUCACGGACUAUGAACAUGCAGCUCGCAAGAUCCACGUCUCAGACUUCCAAAAUUUUGACUACAUCUUCGCGAUGGAUAGGGACAACCUUCGUGAUCUUCAACGUAUCCAUCAACGUGGUGGCGGCAAGGCUAAGGUCAUGCUCUUUGGAGAGUUCGCUGGGAAGAAGAGGGCUGAGGAGGUUGACGACCCGUAUUAUGGGGCCCGUGAUGGAUUUGAAAUAGCUUAUGAGCAGUGCAUGAGGUUCUCCAAGAAUUUUCUGAAGGACACCUUCCCGGAUGUGAAGGCUUGA
Molecule: messenger RNA, 435 nt
Organism: Cadophora gregata
Lineage: Eukaryota; Fungi; Ascomycota; Leotiomycetes; Helotiales; Ploettnerulaceae
Exons: 2
Coding region: 1-435 (144 amino acids)
Biological process (GO): protein dephosphorylation
Cellular component (GO): cytoplasm
Molecular function (GO): acid phosphatase activity; non-membrane spanning protein tyrosine phosphatase activity
Source: RefSeq, a predicted model, not a curated record